UCUCCCCUCUCUCCUCCCACUCUCCUGCUCCUCUCUCUGAGCUCGAGUCUGUCCGCUUGUCUUCCCCCUCUCUGCCUUCACGAGUUCUCCUCCCGAAACCUGCGCGAGGCGGUCACUGAAGCGCGAGGCUAUAUCCCCCCCUCUCCCCGGUCACUUCAGUCAACAUGGCUACAAUUGUAACCUCGACCCGAUUCACAGAUGAAUAUCAGCUGUACGAGGAACUCGGAAAGGGUGCCUUCUCCGUUGUUCGGCGAUGCGUCAAGAAGUCCACCGGCCAGGAGUAUGCUGCUAAAAUUAUCAACACCAAAAAGCUCUCAGCCAGAGAUCACCAGAAACUGGAGCGGGAGGCUAGAAUCUGUCGUCUGCUCAAACACCCAAACAUAGUACGACUCCAUGACAGUAUCUCAGAGGAAGGCUUCCAUUACCUUGUCUUUGACCUUGUCACUGGAGGAGAGCUGUUUGAGGACAUUGUUGCUAGAGAGUAUUACAGCGAGGCAGACGCCAGCCACUGCAUCAAUCAGAUCCUGGAGAGCGUCAGUCACAUCCACCAGCAUGACAUCGUGCACAGGGACCUUAAGCCAGAGAACCUGCUCCUGGCCAGUAAGAUGAAGGGAGCAGCAGUGAAGCUCGCAGACUUCGGCCUGGCGAUUGAAGUGCAGGGGGACCAACAGGCAUGGUUUGGUUUCGCAGGAACUCCUGGUUAUCUGUCCCCAGAGGUGUUGAGAAAGGACCCGUACGGCAAGCCUGUGGACAUAUGGGCAUGUGGAGUGAUCCUGUACAUCUUGUUGGUGGGCUACCCUCCCUUCUGGGACGAGGACCAACAUAAACUGUAUCAACAAAUCAAGGCCGGUGCAUACGAUUUUCCAUCUCCAGAGUGGGACACAGUGACCCCCGAGGCCAAGAAUCUGAUCAAUCAGAUGUUAACGAUUAACCCUGCCAAAAGGAUCACCGCCGACCAGGCCCUCAAGCAUCCCUGGGUCUGCCAACGCUCCACUGUGGCCUCCAUGAUGCACCGUCAAGAGACUGUGGAAUGCCUGCGCAAGUUCAACGCCAGGAGGAAACUUAAAGGGGCUAUCCUCACAACAAUGCUGGUGUCCAGGAACUUUUCAGCAUGCAAGACCUUACUAAACAAAAAGUCGGAUGGUGUGAAGUCGCAGGGAAACAACAGUAAAAACAGUGUAGUAAGCAGCAGCAGCACCAAAGACAGCAGCAUGUCAUCUUCAGCACCAAUGGAAGCCCAGACAACUGUUGUACACAACCCAGCUGACGGCACCAAGGGCUCCACAGAGAGCUGCAAUAACACAGAAGAGGAGGAGAUGAAAGGUAGGAAAGUCGCUGCCUGUGAGUCUACUAGUACAGACAGUGUGGCAUUAAGCCAGUGCAGCACCGCUGAGGAACAGACCGAGACUCCGUCUCCUUGCUGCCCGCCACCCACCUCUGGUCCUGUGCAGGAUGCUGCUUGCAGCCCCAGUGUCCCUGUAGCUCAGACCAGUCCAGCUCUGAGCCCCUGUCCUGAACCAGAGUCCGCUCUGUCGGCCCCCGCAGGCAGCAGCUGCAACCUGCAGCAGACUCGUAAACAGGAGAUAAUAAAGAUGACAGAGCAAUUGAUUGAAGCCAUCAACAAUGGAGAUUUUGAGGCUUACACGAGAAUCUGUGACCCGGGCCUGACUUCUUUUGAGCCAGAGGCUCUCGGAAACCUGGUGGAGGGCAUGGACUUUCACAAGUUCUACUUUGAGAACUUGCUGAGUAAAAACAGCAAGCCAGUGCACACCACCAUCCUCAACCCCCAUGUACAUCUGAUCGGCGAGGACGCUGCCUGCAUCGCCUACAUCCGCCUGACGCAGUACAUGGACACCCAGGGCCGGCCGCGCUCCUGCCAGUCGGAGGAGACACGCGUGUGGCAUCGCCGUGAUGCCAAAUGGCUCAAUGUGCACUUCCACUGCUCAGGAGCACCGGCUGCACCCCUGCAGUGAACUGAGAACCCAGGCUCAGCUUUGCCUGAACUCUAAAGCUGUUUGGAGCAUUUAUUCUCCGUGGUCGGAUUGGUGCCUGGAUCUGGGCUGGGAAGAGGUGGCU
This is a messenger RNA of Thunnus maccoyii (southern bluefin tuna), 2076 nucleotides long. RefSeq names its product calcium/calmodulin-dependent protein kinase (CaM kinase) II gamma 2 (gene camk2g2). NCBI's taxonomy places the organism in Eukaryota, Metazoa, Chordata, Actinopteri, Scombriformes, Scombridae. Gene Ontology annotation, cellular component: neuron projection; cytoplasm. The transcript has 22 exons. Gene Ontology annotation, molecular function: ATP binding; calcium/calmodulin-dependent protein kinase activity; calmodulin binding. The coding region runs from base 165 to 1973 and encodes 602 amino acids. The record is from RefSeq and is a predicted model, not a curated record. Gene Ontology annotation, biological process: protein phosphorylation.